AUGGCGUUUGCUGGGACAAAUGUCAGUUUGUCCCAGCCGGAUAUAACGCAAAAACUGACGGAGCGCAUAGAUGAUCUGAAGCAGAGAAUCGCUGCUUGGGGAAAGCGGAUUCGGCGAUAUACCGAGAGGUCGACACGGUUCAACCAGAAUCGUCUCUUCCAGAGUGAUCAGAAGAGGCUCUAUGAAUCAUUGGAGCGACCAAUGGUAAGUGGAACGGGUCCAGCACCGAAUCAGGCCGACACUGUAGCAUUCUGGCGCGGCCUGUGGUCAGAGCCCGUAAACCACAGCGAGGGCCCUUGGACGGAAGUUGUGGCGAGUCAGUGUGCGGGUAUUACGCCCAUGGACCCCGUCAUCAUAACGCCGGAUGACGUAGCUGAGGCGGUUCGUAGGGCCCCGAACUGGAAAAGUCCGGGGCUUGACGGGCUGCAUCACUACUGGCUGAAGGGGUUCAUGGUGUGUCACUCUGUGCUCGCCCGACAGUUUCAAGAGGCUCUCAACCAGAAGUCGCUCCCAAGCCUCUUCACUACUGGGAUCACUCAUUUAGUUCCUAAAGACCAGGACUGUCAAAAGUACACUGCUGAAUAUACCCUCCACUGUCACGUUUGGCAAGUUAUAACCCUCACUGAAUUAAAAGAAUGUAUGUGCAAUGCAGAAGAAGUAGCAGAAGCAGAUAUAUAG
Messenger RNA from Parnassius apollo (apollo), 678 nucleotides. The record is from the annotation of a GenBank genome assembly. Lineage: Eukaryota; Metazoa; Arthropoda; Insecta; Lepidoptera; Papilionidae.